AUGUUUAGUAAUAUUGUUCCAUUAACAACAGUUGGUGCUGCACAAGUAUUACCGGGUACUGUUUUACAAACAACUGGUAAUGUUUUACCAACAACAACUGUUGGAAAUAGUGAUUUAGUUAUAAUUCAAGAUGCAACAGCGACAAGUCAAGCUGAAUUAAUAAAUCAAUUACAAAAUCAUAUAACUGAAAAUCAACAAAUCUUAAUUAUUACAGAUGAUCAAGGACAAGAUCAAUAUGUUAUCAUUGAUAAAGAUCAAGAUAUAAAUGCACUUUUACAAGAUGGUUCUUUAUUCUCUCAUUAUGCCGAACAACAAGUGGCUCAAGUUCCUGCUGGUUUACAACAACAAAUAUUACAAAUUGCUUCAAUGCCUACUAUUCAAACAACUCAUGCUCAACCAGUUGUGUCAACACCUGUACCUAUUCAACCAAAACCCACACCAAAACCUAUAGCACCUGCUACAAUGAAUCCAUCAAUUGUACCACAUAAACAAUCAUUUCAAAGCAAAGUCAAUACCAAUGCCUUUCAUGUACAAAAUGUAGAAGAAUCUGUACAACGUGUUACAGCUCCACCACCAAAACGAAAACCAAUCGAAAUUCAUUAUGAUCCAAAAGAAAAUUCAUUUCAAAAUGCUUUUUUAAAAUUUCUUGCCGGAGAAAAAAUGCCAUCAUUAGAAGCUUUAGCUAAUGAACCGAUUAUGCGUAAACCUAAAGAUAAUGUUUACAUUGGUGCAGUCAAUGCUGGUAUUGUUUUAAGUUCUCUUGGUCAACCAACUGGUACAAUGGGUUAUCAAACUUAUAUGGUUAAUGAUGAAUCACGUAUUGAAGAGAUAAUGGUUAUUGGUCGACCAUUAUAUGAUGAUAGUAAAGGUGUUAAAAUAAAUCCGUUGUUAAAAAAUCUUCCAACAACAGGAGCUAAUCAAACAACAGCUUUUCUACCACAAACAAUAACAUUGACACCCAAUUCUCAACAACAAAAUUUAAAUACAUUAAGUGGUUUAUUUCGUAAUGCACAAACAUUACCAAAUAUUCUUAAUAAUACUACAACCAUAACAUUACCUCAACAUAUCAUUGAUCAAUUAAGUGCUGGUACACUUACAGUAUCACAAACAACAAAUGGAAAUGAAGGUAUUGAAUCAGCUACAGCAUCAGCCGCUGCAAUACUUAGUCAAUUAAAUGAAAUGGUACAAGGACAACAGCAACAGCAACAACAACAAACAAAUCAAAAUUCAACCAAUUAUCUUUCUAAUGAUUUACUUGCAACAACUGAUCCUAAUCGAAUACAAAGUGAAAAGCAAACAGCAGAUGCACUUUUAGCAGCAGCAAUAUCGAAACGAAAUUUUGGUACAAAUAAUACAAAUGUUAAUACAACGACUGAAGGAGUUUAUCAAUCAACAACUACAAAUUCAUCAUCUUAUAUGGAUAUUGAUCGUCCAUCAUUAGCAGCAGCUGCUUUAUAUGAUCUUAAAAAUGAACAAUUACAAUUAGCAAAUGCUGCACUUCAACAACAAGUAGCUAGUGAACGAAGUCAACAAGAAUCAUCUACAAAUGGUAAACAACAAGAAGCAACAGUUAAUCAAUCAGUUACAACAACUGCUGGAACACAACAAUAUGCUGAAGAAGUAACAGAAAUGGGUCCAGAAAUUCCAUUUGAACUUGGUCAAUUUUUACUUUAUAAAGGACAUUUUCUUAAUUUACUUCAUUUUCCUAUAUGGAAAGUUCAUACAAAAACACUUUUGCUUAAAUAUGAUACAGUACUUGCAGAUUCAGAAAUUGCUUGGGAAGCUACAGAUGAAGGAAUGUUUUAUACGAAUGUAUAUGAAGAUUAUGUUCCACUUAAAUGUGAAUUAAAAGGUUUACAUAAUAAUCAAGAAGUAGUUCGUAUUGUUAAUGAAUCCCAUCCAAUUAAACUUAAAAUUCAUGGUCAUAUGAGUUCAGUACGUAUUCAACAUGAUGUCUAUGCUCAAGUACUUGUCAAUCAUGUUUAUGAUGCUGAUGUUUUACCACGUAUUAAAGCAAAUACCGAUGAAUAUGCAACAUAUAUUCGAUUGAUCGAUGAAAUGCUUGAACAACGUUAUAAUUAUGUUAUUCAAUCAAGACGUACGAUUGAAACUUUUCCGUAUGCAGUUGCUAAAUAUCCUUUGCUUGAUAUUAUCGCUCAUCCACAACGAAAUUUACAUUGUCAAGUUACUGAAGAUAAAUCCCAACCAGUUUCACAUACAUUACGAUUUCACGGAAAUCAAUAUGAUGGCGAUACAUUAAAAGCAAGUGAAACUCCAUUACAAAUAUUGGAAAUAUUUGUAUGUGAAAAUAUAGCUGUUUUAGCUCAAACAGCUCAUCAACUUAAACAUCAUGUUUAUCAUAUGUUUUGUCAUGCACAACAAAAAGUUGCUGAAUUACAAGCAUUAAAUCCAACAGCUGAUGCAACUGAAUUAAUUAGUGCAAUAUGUGGAGAUACUGCAUGGUUACAAGAAUUAUUCGAUCGAUUUGAUUCAAUUAUGCAACAAGCAGAUACAUACAUUUUUUCAAAUGUGGAAAUAGCUUGGUGA
Molecule: messenger RNA, 2547 nt
Organism: Rotaria sp. Silwood1
Lineage: Eukaryota; Metazoa; Rotifera; Eurotatoria; Philodinida; Philodinidae
Source: the annotation of a GenBank genome assembly